CAUUUCCAUAUUUGAAAAAUGUGCCUUAGCUUAGGGACGUUGGUAGGAAAUCAGAAGAUGUCCCUUGUUGAGGUCUAAAGAUAGCAUUUUUCUGUUGAUGAAUACCCAUUACACAAAUAAUAAUAGCCUGCUGUUUUAUAUGUCAACUUACACCUGUAUCUGCACUUCCUGUACAUUAUCCCAUUAAUAAUGACAAAGAACUGUUUAAGUACUUGUAGAAAGAACCUUUCACAUUUUUUUCCAUAAAUGCAGUCUUUUCCUGAAACAAGACAAAUCACUUCUGCCCCACAGCCCUUUAGUAGGUUGGUUAAUUUUUUUCUUUUUCUGUCUAUUUCCUUCUCAGUCUGUUCUUGUUCUCACUGUCUUUGCAUAUUUGAAAUACUACCUAGAAAGGCAGAGAAAUUAAUUAUAUAUUUGCCCAAUUUGAAAGUGCUAUGGGAGCAAUGGAGAGGCAAAUACAAUUCUGACCUCACUGUGUCAGAAAUAAUGUACAAGUAGGAGGAGAAGGGACACUCUUGUAGUUAGGAGACUGGCUGAAGAUUUGAUUGAACUUUCAGGAAAGGAAAAAUGCUGAAUUUUUAAGGCUUAGCCAUCAAAUGGUGUAAAAAAGAAAGAUCAUGACUUUAUGCCCAUGUUUUUAAUGAACAAGAAUAGGAGAGCUGUCAGUGUUUGAAAAGGAAAACUUGAAAUUGUUAAAAGAAGAAAGGACUGGGUACAGUUAUCACAUGGUGCUUGUUACCAGAGGAGAUUGAAUCUAUAAGUGCAGUAGCAUUUUAAGAAAGAUGGUAGGAAUAUCCAGUUUUACAAUAAAAACUGAAAAAAUACACCAGUAACUAUAAACAGUUCUUUCUGUUCUUUCUGAGUCUGUAGUUUAAAUAACCUUUUACUGAUGUGAGGUAGGAAGAAAUCUUGCCCAUGGCUGUAAUGUUUUUAAUUACCUACUUAACAAUUUUCUCUGUUUGUGUCUGGAGCAGCUGGAACUGGUCAUGGUAGAGGAUAAUCCAUGCAGUCCAGAAAUCUACUGUGAGGUCCUCUGUCCUUAGUCAACAAUCUUGGUAACUCUUUUCACCUGCAGACACAAAUGAGACUACAUUUUAGCAACAGUCAGGGCUAAACUUUGCUUCUUUAAUAACCAACUUCUGUGAAACUCAUGUUUCUUGGAGUUGAGAGAUCAAUAGCAUCCUCUGUGUUCUGAGUAAUCUUGUAUCUUCAUGUACAACUUCCAGUAGCAAGAAUGAUUUUAUGACAGGAGAGAAGAUUUUAAUGAUGCUAUAAAACUUCUUUUCAGGUUUGGGUACUCACCCUAUUUUACAAGCUCUCGAGGAUAGAUUUAAAUGGUAAAAUUACUGUUCUUUGCACCCAUGCUCUGUGAUGACCUGUGCCCUGGACCUAGUGUUGCUCGUCUUUUCUUUUGGAAGACUUCACUGUGCUGCUAUGGCACCAAGCAUCACUUUUCCCCUUGUCAAGGCCGAAUUCAUCAAGCCAUGGUAACAUCCCUAAAUGAAGAUAAUGAAAGUGUAACCGUUGAAUGGAUUGAAAAUGGAGAUACUAAAGGGAAAGAGAUUGAUUUAGAGAGCAUAUUUUCACUUAACCCAGAUCUUGGACCUGAUGAAGAUAUUGAACCUAGCCCAGAGACACUACCACCGCCUGCUUCAUCAGCCAAAGUAAACAAAAUUGUGAAGAGUCGACGAACUGUGUUACCUUCUAAGAAUGACACUUCUGCCAGAGAUUCUAGAGUGGUUGGUUCUGCACGUGCACGACCUACUCAGCUUCCUGAGCAGUCGUCCUCCUCUCAGCAGAAUGGUAGUGUUUCAGAUAUAUCUCCAGUUCAAGCUGCAAAAAAGGAAUUUGGACCUCCUUCACGUAGAAAAUCUAACUGUGUAAAAGAGGUUGAAAAAUUGCAAGAGAAGCGUGAAAAAAGAAGGUUACAGCAGCAGGAACUUAGAGAAAAGAGAGCUCAGGAUGUUGAUGCUACAAACCCAAAUUAUGAAAUUAUGUGUAUGAUAAGAGAUUUCAGGGGAAGUUUGGAUUAUAGACCACUGACAACUGCAGAUCCAAUUGAUGAGCACAGGAUUUGUGUUUGUGUACGAAAACGACCACUCAAUAAAAAAGAAACUUUAAUGAAAGACCUUGAUGUAAUAACAAUUCCUAGUAAAGAUGUUGUGAUGGUACAUGAACCAAAACAAAAGGUGGAUUUAACAAGGUACCUAGAAAACCAAACUUUUCGUUUUGAUUAUGCCUUUGAUGACACGGCUCCUAAUGAAAUGGUUUACAGGUUUACAGCUCGACCAUUAGUGGAGACUAUAUUUGAAAGGGGAAUGGCCACUUGUUUUGCGUAUGGACAAACAGGCAGUGGGAAAACCCAUACUAUGGGUGGUGACUUUUCGGGAAAGAACCAAGAUUGUUCUAAAGGCAUAUAUGCACUUGCAGCUCGAGAUGUCUUUUUAAUGCUAAAGAAGCCAAACUAUAAGAAGUUAGAACUUCAAGUAUAUGCAACAUUUUUUGAGAUCUACAGUGGUAAGGUUUUUGACUUGUUGAACAGGAAGACAAAAUUAAGAGUGUUAGAAGAUGGUAAACAACAAGUCCAGGUGGUGGGAUUACAGGAGCGGGAAGUCAAAUGUGUUGAGGAUGUUCUUAAGCUUAUUGAAGUAGGCAACAGCUGCAGGACUUCUGGCCAAACAUCUGCAAAUGCACACUCAUCUCGAAGCCAUGCAGUGUUUCAGAUUAUUCUCAGAAGGAAAGGGAAAUUGCAUGGUAAAUUUUCUCUGAUUGAUUUGGCUGGCAAUGAAAGAGGAGCAGAUACUUCGAGUGCAGAUAGGCAAACGCGACUGGAAGGUGCAGAAAUUAACAAGAGCCUUUUAGCACUCAAGGAGUGCAUUAGAGCCUUAGGCCGAAAUAAACCUCAUACACCCUUCAGAGCAAGUAAACUUACUCAGGUGCUAAGAGAUUCAUUCAUUGGAGAAAACUCACGUACCUGCAUGAUUGCUACAAUUUCUCCAGGGAUGGCAUCAUGUGAAAACACUCUAAAUACACUGAGAUACGCGAACAGAGUAAAGGAAUUUGGAAUUAGUCCUUCGGACAUUCCCUUCUCACAGGGUAGUGGCAGUCGCUCUGAUCUCUCUCCUUCCUAUGAGUAUGACGACUUUUCUCCUUCAAACACCAGGGUGAAGGAGCUGACAGUUGAUCCUAGUGCCGCAGGAGAGAUCCGUUCCAUUAUACACCAUGCUCCCAAUCAGAUGGAUGACUUGGAGACACAGUGGGGUGUGGGAAGCUCUCCUCAGAGAGAUGAUCUGAAACUGCUUUGUGAACAAAACGAAGAAGAAGUUUCUCCGCAGUUGUUUAGUUUCCAUGAAGCCGUGUCACAAAUGGUAGAAAUGGAAGAGCAAGUAGUAGAAGACCACAGGACUGUCUUCCAGGAAUCCAUUCGAUGGUUGGAAGUUGAAAAACUACUUCUUGAGAUGACAGAAGAAGUAGACUAUGAUGUGGAUUCUUACGCUACUCAACUUGAAGCAAUUUUAGAGCAAAAAAUUGAUAUUCUGACCGAACUUAGAGACAAAGUGAAAUCUUUCCGGGCAGCUCUACAAGAAGAGGAACAGGCCAGUAAACAGAUCAACCCGAAAAGACCACGUGCCCUUUGAAAAGGGCCUCUGCUGCUAAAGGAAUUCACAAACCCCUACUGCUGUAGCACACAUUUGUUACAAAACCUAGUGACCGAGAGAACUCAACUACUUGAAAGUGUAAUAAUGUUAGAAAUAUUUGUGGAAAUGUCCUGUUUCUUAUUCACCUGAAUGACAUUUUCAGUUUUAUGUGAAAUGCUCCUAUGAUGUCUACAAAAUGCUUCUAGACCAGACAGCACAACCAUGCAGGGUUCAGAUCUGUGAAGCACUUUGUUUUAAAUAUUUCAUUUAUUCAAAUAGUGAAAUGUUUGGAAAUACUUGCCAUAUUUUUAAUAAAGCAAAGCUGUGGCCAUUAAAAAGUCACAGCACUUCCUUCUGACCAUGUUCAGUUUUAUGACAAAGACCAGCUGUGCAGUUUUGUGGCAUGCAUGCACACUUCACUAGUGGUUUUACGUAACUUCUCUUCCACAGACAGCUGUGCUUAACUCUUCCCAUUCUGUGCCUUGAUGAAGGCUACUUAACCCUAAAUACCUUGUUCUGAAGCACAGCCUAAAAAAUACAUUCCUUAUUUGUCAAUAUAAGUUACUUUAGUGUGUGUACAUUCUUGAUGUGUUUCCAGAAAACUUAUUUUUUGGUGGCUAGUUUCAUUUCACAGGAUGUGCCAUAUCAUUUGAAGAGGAACUGCAGGCUUUUAAGAGUGGAUGAACAGCUGGACAUUCCAUUUUUCUUGUAAAGAUCUGGAAUCUUGAUUUAUUUGAAUACCAUAAAGAAGGGUUAUAUGAUUUCAACAUUUGAUCUGUAACAAUUAAAAAAAAAACAAAAAAAACCAACAAAUCAACAAAAAAACCAGAAAAAUAUAAGUCAGUUGAUGUAUAUUAAAGGUAAUGUUUUAAGUACUGAGGAGAGUUGUAUCUUAGGAUAAUGCAGAUAAUAUGAUAUGUGGUAUGGUGUGAUAAUGCUAUGUAUGGAUAAGUUAACUAUCAAACUUUGGGGAUAAAUAUGUCCAUACUGGCCUUUCACAUACUGUUUUAAAAACUUGGAUUUUAAUGCAUGACAAAGUUACAUGUACAUUAACCGUAGUUUGCAGGUAGCUUGAGUAGUUCUGUUGCUUUAAGAAGUAGGUAGCUAAUACCUAUUUUUCCCUUUGUACAGUGCCAGCAGCUGAAAAGUGAGGUGAAAUUGCAUCAUUUGACGAUUUUGCACAAUACCUCUACCUAGCGCUAAUAGCAAUCCCACAAAUACCUGAAAUCUCACAAAUGGCGCCAUGUGUAUCAGCACUUUUUAGGUGGUGGCACUCAAGUUAUUUUUGCAAGUCAGUAUCCAAAAACGAUUGACCUUUCAUGUAAGAACUUAUUGUCAAAUGAAGAAAUGUAGACCUCUCUAGCAGGUCUCCCUCUUUCCAGGAGUUUUGUAUCAGCAGACUUUCCCUUGGAAAUGUUUAAAGAUUACUUUUGGAAUACAAGCCUGUUUGUUUGUGCCAGGCCUGGAAGUGGGGAAUAAGGGGAAGGCAAUGAAAAGAGAGUUAAAUGAGCCAGAACUUCUUGUAGUGUUUAAUGUUUGUAUCUCCCAUAGAAAGGUAGGCUAUGGGAAGCUCUUGUCGCAUCAUGGUUAAAAAUAAAAAAUCCUCCUGUGUGUAAACAUGACAACUGAAACAAUGUAGAUUUUACAUAAUGUGCUUAAUAAAUUAACAUAUUAAAUGAA
Catharus ustulatus (Swainson's thrush) is the source of this 5318-nucleotide messenger RNA. RefSeq names its product kinesin family member 2A (gene KIF2A). The coding region runs from base 1335 to 3638 and encodes 767 amino acids. NCBI's taxonomy places the organism in Eukaryota, Metazoa, Chordata, Aves, Passeriformes, Turdidae. The transcript is spliced from 22 exons. Gene Ontology annotation, biological process: microtubule-based movement. Gene Ontology annotation, molecular function: ATP binding; microtubule binding; microtubule motor activity. The record is from RefSeq and is a predicted model, not a curated record.